AUGCCACGCAGGAAAAACCACCUCAAACUGCUCGACUCGAUCGCCGCCCGCGUCCCUGGCCGACCUCAUCGAAUCGCACAAGCUGCGACGCUGCGUUUCCUGACCGGACACUUGGGCAAGGACGUCCCACUUGCUGUCGUCUGCCAUCUCAAGCUCCCAAACGGAUCGACCUUCUCGAUCCACGGCGCUAGCGCCGCUUGGCACGAGCAAGUCAGCGACGAGGUGAAGCGCGUGCUGAGGGGUCUUGAGCUGCGGGCUAUGGCUGGGUCAUCGGCGGAGUUUCGGGCUGGAGCUGGGGUAAAGAUGAAGAGUCCAGAGUUCCGGAAGGGCGACUUUACGGGUUUGGCGGAGCGGGUGAGGGACGCGGUUUGUGUUGCUGUGAAGCCGGAUUUGGGGGAUCUGGAGACGCAAGAGACUAAGGGGUGUUUUGGGACUUGGGCGAGUGACUUUCAGGGGUAUGGCAGGCAGGGUCUUCGUUUUGUUUGA
Zasmidium cellare ATCC 36951 is the source of this 486-nucleotide messenger RNA. RefSeq lists its product as uncharacterized. Lineage: Eukaryota; Fungi; Ascomycota; Dothideomycetes; Mycosphaerellales; Mycosphaerellaceae. The transcript has a single exon. The record is from RefSeq and is a predicted model, not a curated record. Bases 1 to 486 code for a protein of 161 amino acids.